This is a messenger RNA of Nannospalax galili (Upper Galilee mountains blind mole rat), 2503 nucleotides long. It is a transcript of the gene Casp7, whose product is annotated as caspase 7. The record is from RefSeq and is a predicted model, not a curated record. Gene Ontology annotation, cellular component: cytoplasm. Bases 341 to 1285 code for a protein of 314 amino acids. Gene Ontology annotation, biological process: apoptotic process; proteolysis. The transcript has 7 exons. NCBI's taxonomy places the organism in Eukaryota, Metazoa, Chordata, Mammalia, Rodentia, Spalacidae.
CUUAGCGGCUCUGGCUGCUUUGCACGCAGUCAGCUUUGCAAAGCGCGCAGUCAAAACUGCACGCGGCGCCGGGGCCGCGUGGUGGCCUGGACCACUUUCCCCCCCGCCAGUUCUACUGUCCGGUGAGACCCGCGGCUCAACCUCGGAGACCCGCGCGCCCCAGGUCCGGCCCAGUUUACAGUCCCUGGGGCGCCGCGCGCGGUCCCUCAGCGUCCGGCCGGCCGGCUCCUCCCCCUCCCCCGUGGAGACUUUUACUUUCGCUUCGGCUGAAGCCGCCCUAGACGGUCGCUGAGGAUCAGACGCCGCUGCAAGCUCUGGCCGGCUCGCCACCGUGGGAACGAUGGCGGAUGAUCAGGACCAUGCCUCAGAGCUGCGAGAAAAGGAUUUUCCAAGUACAGAUGUAGUUGAUGCUAAGCCAUGCCGAAAGUUUCCCUGGAGAAAGAAGAAAAAUUAUUCCACGAGCUUAGUCAAGACUACCUGGAACCAAGUGCCUGCAUAUUAUAACAUGAAUUUUGAGAAACUGGGCAAAUGCAUCAUUAUAAACAACAAGAACUUCGACAAAGAAACAGGUAUGGACGUUCGGUAUGGAACAGACAAGGACGCAGGGGCUCUCCUCAAGUGCUUCCGAAGCCUGGGUUUUGAAGUGACCAUUUAUAAUGACUGCUCAUGUGCCAAGAUGCAAGAUCUGCUUAAGCAAGCCUCUGAGGAGGACCACAGCAACUCAGCCUGUUUUGCCUGCAUCCUGCUAAGCCACGGAGAAGAAGAUUCAAUUUAUGGGAAAGAUGGUAUGAUGAUACCAAUAAAAGAUUUGGCAGUUCAUUUUAGGGGAGAUCGAUGCAAAACCCUGUUAGAGAAACCCAAACUCUUCUUCAUUCAGGCUUCCCGAGGGACAGAGCUCGAUGACGGGAUCCAGGCCGACUCAGGGUCGAUCAGCGACACUGAUGCAAAUCCCCACUGUAAGAUCCCAGUUGAAGCCGACUUCCUCUUCGCUUAUUCCACAGCUCCAGGCUAUUACUCAUGGAGGGACCCGGGAAAAGGCUCCUGGUUUGUGCAGGCCCUCUGCUCCGUCCUGGAUGAGCACGGCAAAGACCUGGAGAUCAUGCAUAUCCUCACCAGGGUGAAUUGCAGGGUGGCCAGGCACUUUGAGUCCCAGUCUUAUGACCUCUGCCGUAAUGAGAAGAAGCAGAUCCCUUGUGUGGUCUCCAUGCUCACUAAAGAACUCUACUUAGGCUAUCGACCAUCUUUCUACCUGCAAAGCUACGAGAGUUCAUUGAUGAGUCACUGAUGAAUCGGAUUACUGUUUUUAUUGUUUCCAGACUUUUUUUUAAUGUACAGUUUUGUUCAUUGGAUGAUUUUAUAAUUUCCUCUUAAGGUUAAGUUCAGUUCAUGUUUCUUUUGCCUUGUCAUCACACAUAGUACAUGAAGUAAAGUGUGGCCCUGGAGAAGACUGACUUUGGUAGUGACCUUAGUGGAGAGUCAGAGUCGUAUUUGAACUUGGCAAAGAGUAUCCCAGUUCUUGGCAGAAACAAACAGCUCAGAUGCUCAUUGGCCUAUAAUAUUUCAGAAAUUGGCUUUUGUGUAAUUUGAGUGAUUUUUUUUCCCCUUGGCUUAGGGCACAUAUUUCAUGCAACCUUCCCAGAUAAGUGAGAGGAGAAAAAAUGUAGUACUGUAAUAUGCAUCUUGUCAGGACCCAGUCCAGAAAACAUGAGCCAUUGUAGGUGUUUGAAUAGAGAGGAUUCAGUACAGGCAAUUUACUUAAGUAGGUAGUUUUUAAAAAGAGCCAAACACCAGAAGGCUGUUAGCACAGCUGAGGCCAUGAGGCUGUGAGAGGAGGUUGGUUUCCUGGUUAUCAGCCACGUAAAUAGGAACCCUGUUCAGGCUGCCUCCUAGGAGCUGGGACCAGGGGGAUCAUGGUAAACAGAGCCGUGGAAAGGACAAAGCCAUCAUCUGAGGUGCAAGCCAGAACAGAGUCAGACACCAAGACUUACCCAGGCCUCUUAGCUCCUGAGCUCACAUCCGGCACCAGCAUUUACCGUCCCAGGCAAACCUGAAAGCCAGCUGCUGAGGCCUCUGGAAAGUGAUUCCCUGAGACGCAGAGCAGAGCAAGGGACAGUGAGGCGGGAGGGAAGCCUGAUGCAUAAUGUGAAUUUAAACAGUCAUACUCUAGUAUUCAGCAGCUCGUUCAGGCAUCUGUUCAUUGAUUUGUUGGAUCAUCUGCAUAUGUGCUUCAAAAUCUUUUUACUUCAUGUACAAAAUAGUAUGUUUUUGUCUUUCAAACACACCUGGAAUUCUUUCAGAUUCUUUCCAAACCUUGUUUUCUGAGUAAUUCUUGUUACCUCUAAUUCUCUAAGUUUAGAGAUCUCUAAGAUUUUUGGCACUUUGUUUUCAAGGCAUAAUUUUUUUUAAUUCUUUAUACAUUCUUGUAAAUUUUGGCCUAAUAAGUUGUUAACAAAUGUUUCUAUUUUCAUAUUGAUUAAAAUGUGGUUCAUUAAUUCCUAACUGG